AUGGUCCGCUUUGUUACCGAUUCACGCAUAGCUCCAACGGGGACCCCUUCCCUCCGCGUCAUCGGAGCCGGGCUCCCUCGCACCGCAACAUCAUCACUCCAAGCAGCCCUAGAACAAUUGGGCUUCGACCCAUGCUUGCAUAUGGCACAGAUUAUUCCACAUGCUAAUAGACAACAACUUCUUCUUGACGCAUCCCGUGAAAAAGAUACCGCUCGGCGACAAAAGCUCAUUCAUCAGCUCGUGGACGGCUAUGCCGCGGUAUGCGACAUGCCAGCUAUUUUUUUCCUCCCGGAUUUGAUGGACAUGUUCCCCGACGCAAAGGUGGUCCUCAGUAGCCGACCCAAUGCCGAAACUUGGGCUAAGAGCUGCUUCGACAGUUUGAGCUUUUUCUUCAGCCCUUGGUUCUAUGGAUGUGGGUUGUUGUGGAAGACGGAUCGAUUGUGGUAUCAACUUAAUAUGCGUAUUAUUGACUGGUGUGAUGAGACUUAUGAUCUUCGGGAUAAAAAUAUUUUCACUGCUUCGAUGUAUGAGCAGUAUAAUGAUUCGGUGAGGAUGGCUGUGCAGGAGAGGGGACGCUCGCAUCUAGAGUUCAAAGCGGAGGAUGGCUGGGGCCCGUUGUGCGCAUUCUUGGAAAAGGAUGUUCCAGGAACAGAGUUCCCUAAGAUGAACGAGAAGAAGACAUUUGCGAUUAUCAAGGGCAUUAUGGUCACGAAAGGUGUCCUGAGCUGGGUGGCAGUUGGAGGAGCUGCCUGGUUUGGGUGGAGAUACGCUUUUUCUCUCUGGAAAUGA
Molecule: messenger RNA, 789 nt
Organism: Penicillium atrosanguineum
Lineage: Eukaryota; Fungi; Ascomycota; Eurotiomycetes; Eurotiales; Aspergillaceae
Product: sulfotransferase family protein
Exons: 1
Coding region: 1-789 (262 amino acids)
Source: RefSeq, a predicted model, not a curated record